ACGCUGUCAGGGGAGCAGGUGUGAUAGGGGUGCGUGCCUGUGUGUGUGGGUUCCCGUGCGUCCUGUGCCCAAGCCCUUUGUGGCGCCCCUGUGUGUGCCUUAGAGACCCCUCCUCCACUCUGAACCCACAGUGCCCCUGGAGGCUGGGUGGGGGGCAUCUCCCCAGGAAGCUCCGAGCUGCCUGUGGCCCCAGAGGCACAGGAAGAGAGGCGUGCAGUGAGGGACGCCACAGGGCGAGACCACCCCACACGCCGUCCAGUGCAGACCCUCUGGCAGCAGGAGGUGGACAUCCUGGCUCUGUGGCCCCUUCCCUUUGUCUCAUCUCAGUCCUUCCUGCUCCACGGGAGCCCGUUUCCUCUUGGCCCGAGGCGGAGGGAGAGCUGCUGUGAGGAGCCACUGGGCGCUGAGCCAGCCAGAAACUUCGACACUCUCAGGAAGGAAAACGUCUAUGAGAACAACAAGCUGGCCUUCCUCGUGGCGGAGGAGCAGCUGGGCAUCCCAGCCCUGCUGGACGCCGAGGACAUGGUGGCCAUGAAGGUGCCGGACCGGCUGAGCAUCCUCACCUAUGUGUCCCAGUAUUACAACUACUUCCACGGACGCUCCCCCAUUGGGGGCCUGGCCGGUGUAAAAAGGUCCCAGUCCGAUUCCGAUGAGGAGCCCUCCGGGAAGAAGGCCCCACCCCAGCCGGCCCCAGCCCGGGGGCAGCCGCUGUCUCCCAUCAGCACCAACGCCGUUCGCCAGCGGAAGGCUGGGGGUGCAGAGGGAGCACCGCUAAAGGCUGGCCAGGCCUCAUCUGGCAGUCGGGUUAGCAGCGCCUGUGGGGUCUGCGGCCAGCAUGUGCACCUGGUGCAACGGCACCUGGCCGAUGGGAAGCUGUACCAUCGGAGCUGCUUCAGGUGCAAGCAGUGCUCCAACACGCUGCGCCCAGGGGCCUACCGGACCACAGCAGAGCCAGGCGUCUUCGUCUGUUCCAGCCAUCACCCCACAGCUGCCACUGCCAGUCCCAUGCUGCCCGGCCGGGCCCCCAGACAGCCAGGGGCAGCCCCCACGGACUCCAAACCCCUCAGUGCCCCGCAGACGGCCCAGGAGGCAGGGGGGCGAAGAGAUGCAGGGCCAGGGGCCAGGCCCACAACCCGGGAGCUUGUGGUGGGCAACUCCACGGCCAAAGGCUUUGUUCCCACUGCGGCUCCCCCUCCAGCCACCACCCCCUCCCAUGUCCUCUCAGGGAGCCCAGCUGGGCCCCGGCUCUCUCCAAGCCCCUGUCCUGCUGUGACCCACAGAGCCCCAGACCCUUGCCUGGCCACACAAGGCUGCUCAGCCCCCCAGACCAAGCUCAGUCCCAGCCCAGCAUCUGCAGGCCCAAUGGGUGCCCCGGCCUGGACCCCGUCGGCCUCCAGGACACAGCAGGCGAGAGAGAGGUUCCUACAGACACCUGGAGCUGCACCCAGCCCUGGGCCAAUGGGCAGGGCCCUAGCGGCAGCAGAUGCGCCCUCGGGGCUCAGCCACAGGGAGCAAGCACUGAGCUGCCUCCGAAAGGCCCUUCCAAGGCUGGAGGGGGCCAGCGCUCAGGCGCCUGGCAGGCCCUCCCCAGCUACCUCUUCUGCUCCAAGUGGCCUUCCCAGAGCUGAAGGGCCACAGGCAAGGCCACCCACCAAGCUGCCACCGUCGACGUCUCCCCAGGCCCUCAGCCCCCCAGUAAAGAUGGCACCACCAGCCCCACUGAUUGGGGGCACCACCUCAGGGGCAUCUACACCACCCCAGGCGGGCAGGAAGAGCUCAGCUGUGUCCUUAGUGGUCAGCAGGGCAGGUGCUGGCUCCAGGCUGAAGCCAGAGGCCCCACUGGCAAAGGGCCCAAAAGCCAGCGCCCAGGAAGGCCAAGAGGAGGGGCCAGCAGGGUGGAGGGGCCGCCUGAAGCCUGUGGAGAAGGGGAGCCCAGCCAAGAGGGCCCCGGAGCUGGCGCAGCCGCAGGUCCCGAGGGAGCUGAGGGCGGGAGAUGCUCCUCCAAAGGUCUCAGGGAGCUCCGAGGCGGGAGUCCGAAUUACCCUGACCCCUGAGCGGCCAGACAGGUCACUGGGCCCAGCCGGCCCGAAGCCCAGCCUCCCAGCCACAGCCCCCUCCCCAGCCCACCGCAGGAAGCUGCUCGUCCCUGCCAGCCUGGACAUCACUAGUGACUGGCUUCAGCCCAAACCCUUGCGGCAGGAAGCCCCGGCCCUGAGCAGGAAAGAGGGGGAGAAGCCUUCCCCUGAGGACAGAUCUGGGAAGCCCUUGGGCCAGGCCGACAUCCCCGCUCCACCUGGCAGGGCAGCGACUUCCCCCAUCAGGCCACACCCCGACCACGUGCCCCAGGAGGAGAUCCAGCGGCAGGUGCAGCAGAUCCAGCAGCAGCUGGACGACCUGGAGCUCAGAGGAGUGGAUCUGGAGAAGCGGCUGCGGGAGGCUGAGGGGGACGCCUCGGAGGACGCGCUCAUGGUGGACUGGUUCCGGCUCAUCCACGAGAAGCAGCUGCUGCUGCGGCUGGAGUCGGAGCUGAUGUACAAGUCCAGGGACCAGCACCUGGAGGAGCAGCAGCUGGACAUCGAGGAGGAGCUGCGCCAGCUGAUGGACAUGCCCCAGGGUCUGAAGUCACCCCAGGACUGGCAGCGGGAGCAGGACCUGCUGACUCAGUAUGUGAGCACCGUGAACCACCGCAGCGACAUCGUCGACUGCCUGGAUGAGGACCGGCUCCGAGAGCAAGAGGAGGAUGAGGUGUUCGAGAACAUGAUCCAGAAGCUGGGCCUCCAGAGGAAGAAGUCCAAGAAGUCCAAGAUCCGCUGGUCCUUUAAGGGAAGAAGCAGGACCCCAGAGUGAGAUGCCCAGCGGCUGCAAGACCCUGGCCCCAGGGCCGGUCUGGGUGGGCACUGUGAAGUGGCCCUGGACCACCCUCUGUGGGGUCCGAGUGGCCUCAAUAAAGAAACCGACCACAUGG
Messenger RNA from Artibeus jamaicensis (Jamaican fruit-eating bat), 2965 nucleotides. It is a transcript of the gene MICALL2, whose product is annotated as MICAL like 2. Gene Ontology annotation, molecular function: protein binding. The transcript is spliced from 17 exons. The record is from RefSeq and is a predicted model, not a curated record. The coding region runs from base 523 to 2847 and encodes 774 amino acids. Lineage: Eukaryota; Metazoa; Chordata; Mammalia; Chiroptera; Phyllostomidae.